Messenger RNA from Hydractinia symbiolongicarpus, 660 nucleotides. RefSeq lists its product as uncharacterized. NCBI's taxonomy places the organism in Eukaryota, Metazoa, Cnidaria, Hydrozoa, Anthoathecata, Hydractiniidae. The transcript has 2 exons. The record is from RefSeq and is a predicted model, not a curated record. Bases 1 to 660 code for a protein of 219 amino acids.
AUGUCCCAUUCUUGGAGGACACCAUGUACAAAGGAGGAAUGGCGAAAAAUCGCGUCGCAGUAUGAACAACUUUGGAACUUUCCAAAUUGUAUUGGUUCUAUGGAUGGCAAGCACAUUGUCAUAAAGCAGCCAAAAAAUAGUGGAUCGUUUUAUUUCAAUUAUAAAGGCACUUUCAGCAUUGUUCUGCUCGCCCUUGUCGACGCAAAUUACAAAUUUAUUUACGUUGAUGUGGGUUGCAACGGCAGGAUUAGUGAUGGAGGGGUGUAUCAAAAUUCUACACUUUCAAAAGCCAUACACGACAACGUUGUCAAUAUUCCACCCCAAAGGUUAGUAGGAAACGGGGAAUAUUUACUACCACAUGUCAUAGUCGCAGAUGAUGCUUUUCCGCUAAAAAAAUAUAUCAUGAAACCCUAUGCGUUUCGAGGCUUAUCUCGUGAGAAACGAAUUUUCAACUACCGAUUAGGCAGAGCGCGCCGUAUAGUAGAAAAUGCUUUUGGGAUAUUAGCAAAUAGAUUUCACGUUUUUUUGUCACCAAUGUUGCUAUCACCCGAAAAUGUAGAGAAAGUCACGCUAGCAUGUUGCGCACUUCACAAUUUUCUUUGUGAGAAAACACCCUCAGAGUAUUCACCACCAGGGUCAUUUGAUGUUGAAAAUUUAUAA